GUGGGCGCUGAGCCGAGGCAAAAGGGCUGCCCCAGACGACACGAUGCCCAAGCAGGCGCGCGUCUUAGUGGUGGGAGGCGGCGUCGCCGCGGCGCACGUCGCCCAAGCACUUUGUGAGAGGGCCGAGGAGCUGCCCGAGACGGACAAAGCACUGUGUACCAUCCUGAGCGCCUACCCAGCAGGUAUCAGCCCGUACGACAGAUCUAGAAUCUCGAAGGACGCGCUGGACUGUACCCGGUUAGAUGCGACGAGCUUCCCUUCCUUAGAACUGCCGGACGGCGUCGCGCUGUGGAGCGGCAAGGUCGUCACGAAGUGCGAUCCCGACGCUAAGAAAGUUACGUACCGCGAUGCCAUCACGGGUGAUGAAGAUGAAAUCACGUAUGAGAAGCUCAUUAUCGCGACGGGGGCGCGGGCCAAGGUGUUAGAUGAUCAACCUUACUUGUGGCAAGACAAGCACUCGGACGUCGUGGACAAUGGUUCAAUCGAGGAAGGAGGAGAAGAUAUUGCGUGUGCCCCGGCCCCCGCGCCCGCCGGCGCCCCCGAAGCGACGGCGCCGGCCCCCAGAAUUAGACCGUGGUGUCUCCAAGCCGACAAGAACUGCGGUUUUGGCUCGGUCCACUACCUGAGGGACAUCGGCGACGCGGCCAAGGUCUCGGAAGCCGUCUCCAUGAAAGAAGCGGACGGCCAGGAGACGUGUUCCGAUCCCGUGGUCAUUGUGGGUGGGGGUAUCCUCACGAUGGAGUUGGCGGCCAAGAUCGCGCGGUUCCGAGGGCAAAAAGUGCCGGUCACCGUCGUACUCUCGAGAGAUCGCAUCAUGCCCAAAGUGUUUAGGGAGGACAUUGCUCCGGAGGCCGGCUCGUUAGGCGCGAAGGACGUCGCGGAGUUUUAUGAGAGGCAACUCGUGAAGUGUGGCGUGAAGUUUAUCAGGGAGCACCGCUGCCUACGGUUGUGGGACGUUGAUGAAAGUGGCGAGUUUCCCACGAUGGAGGGGCCGGCCAUUUCUCUACAACGAACGAGACCUCGACGCUUUGAACCUUUACAGGGGGAGUACUUCUCGACUUGUAGGGGCAUCGUGGUGGAGAACAACCAUAGUGCUGAACGAAGUUGGAUCGCGGCGAAAUGUGUGAUUCUAUGUCUCGGCGAUGAGCCCAACUCCCAGGUGUUCUCAUUCUUAGAUCUGGCUGAUGAUUCUUCAAUCAAAGUAGAUGCUACUUGUAGAACUUCGCAUUCCUCAGGCGACGUCUUCGCGGUCGGCGACGUCGCCUCGUAUCCUUUACCUCGCAGUAAAGAGAGAUGCAUGAGACUGCCCCACUACCAGCAGGCUUUCAGUACUGCAGUGUAUGUAGCCCACCAAUGCAUUGACGCGAUGAAGCAGCCCUCGCGGCCCGGAACCAGAGAUUCCAGAAGAAGUAUUGGCGGGGACCCGUUUGACCCCGUGCCUUGUAUUACCUCCCAAGUCCUCGACUUGGACUGGGUCUUCUACGGGAGGAAUGUUGGAGAAUGCGUCCCGCUCGGGUUUGAUGGCAAUUCCGACCGAUACUUCGGGUGCUUCUGGGUCGAGGACAUGCGAGUUGUCGGGUGUUUUUUGGAGGGUGGCUCGGACGAGGAGAAGACCAUAUGCGAGAAAAUCGCGGAGAUGCGACCGCGGCUCACGCGCAUGCACAAGUUCCGCAGUCUCGAGUGCGAGGACUUUUUAGCGGAUCCGCUCGGCAUGGAGCCGCCGGAGCUCGGGCCCGGCGAGUUCAACGCCGAGCUGGACGCGAAAUACAUCGCGAUCGCGUUCGACAAGUACGGGCGCGACGGCCAGGCCAAGACCCAAGCCAUGGGCGACCUGAUGCGGGACCUGGGCGCGGACUGGGACGCCGAGGAGGAGAAGGAAGCUUUAAGGGCGCUGGACCCGCUCGGGUCGAACCAGGUGUCGCUCGAGUGCUUCACGGAGUGGUGGCUGAACUAAGUACGAGUACCC
Messenger RNA from Pelagomonas calceolata, 1966 nucleotides. Lineage: Eukaryota; Pelagophyceae; Pelagomonadales; Pelagomonadaceae. The record is from the annotation of a GenBank genome assembly.